AUGUUGGGCUUGGACAUCCCGCAAUUUAAUACUGAGGAUGAGAUGAUGAAUGUUGACUUUGGCGGAGCCCAUUUCCAGGAUGAGGGAGAGUUAUCAGAGGUGGAGAUGUAUGAGGGCGCAGGAACUUGUUAUGCUUGGGAUGAUGUGACCUUUCUGGAUCUUUUUGAUGCUGAUGAGUAUGCAGAACGCAGGAAAGAAAACCUCUUCUACCCUUUUGCAUCAAGGGAAGAGUGGGAAGUCGCCGAUUUUCUCCUGUGUUCUCCCCUCAGUAUGGCAGCAAUUAACCAGUUUCUGGGACUCCCUAUGAUCCUUCGGUUGAAAUUGUCAUUCCGCAACACUAAAGAAUUGCAAAGCCGUGCUGAGAUGCUGCUGAAGGGACCAAGCUGGAAGUGUCAAACCAUUCCUUCGCUCAAUCCCACAAAAAAACUACAGGACCAGCUCCCCAGAGGUGCAACAGUCCUGGGCACUGUGCUUUCUUCGGACAAAACAAAUAUUACCAAUAUGACUGGUGCCAGACUCGCUCAUUCGCUCCUUUUGGGCCUCGCUAACAUUCGCAUGAGCACUCACAUCAAGCUCUCAUCCAGGGCUUUUCUGCUCACAGCUCUCCUCCCUAUCCCGGAGUACUUGUAUCCCAAACAACGGAUGCGGGGCAUGCUAGAAGAUCGCCUUAUGCAUGAGUGUCUUUCCAUAGUUCUGAAGCCCCUUAUGAUAGCUGCUGAAAUUGGAAUCAUGAUGUCCGACCCAGUGGGAAAUGUGCGCCACUGUUUUACGCCUCUUGCAGCGUAUAUUGUUGAUACCACGGAGGCAUGUAUGCUUGCAUGCGUGCGCGGGAAAACUUCGCCGUUUACCUUAGCAUCGUAUCUGGAGUUUGGGGACGACUUUCGCCACCCCAAGCACACACGCUCUAUCACCCUGGAACAGCUCGAUAGCAUAACGGUCGAUCCUGAUGACCUUGAAGCUUACUUCCAAGCAUGCAAGGAAUACCGACUAAACAGUGUCCACUCUCCUUUCUGGAAGGACUGGCCGCUCGCUGAUCCAUCAGUCUUUUUAACUCCUGAACCUUUGCAUCACUGGCACAAGGAGUUUUACGAUCACAACCUCCAGUGGUGCCUUAUAGUUGUUGGAGCGCAGGAAUUGGACUUUUGCAUAUCAAUAUUACAGCCUACUGUAGGCUAUCGCCACUUUCAUGGUGGAAUUUCGAAAUUAAAGCAAGUCACAGGCAGGGUGCACCGAGAUAUUCAGUGUUACAUUAUCGGCCUGAUCGCUGGUGCAGCCCCUCAUCGAUUUGUGGUCGCAAUCUGUGCUCUGAUGGACGUCCGGUACAUGGCACAGUCUCCUUUGCCUGAUGAGAACUUGCUAGCGCGUAUUGACAGAUCACUCUUGAUCUUUCAUGAAAAUAAAGACAUUAUCCUCUCCCUAGGCGCUCGGAUGGGCACGAAGAAGCCUAUCGACAAUUGGUUCAUACCCAAGCUCGAACUUAUGCAGAGCAUUACUGCCAGCUCACGCAAAGUUGGUGCCCUCAUCCAAUGGUCCGCAGACACCACCGAGCAUGCCCACAUAUCCGAAAUCAAGGACCCUGCAUGGCACAUCAAUAACAACGACUAUGAUCCUCAAAUCUGUCAUCAUUUAGAUCGCCAGGAGAAGCUGCGAUGUUUCGUGAUUGCUACAGCACUGAAGAGUUCUUGCGCUCAUUCCAACUCAGAAGAUGAUGAAGAUUGUGAUGAAGUGAUGGACCCGCGAACUGCGCUCUUGGAAGAGCUGAACCACAUGUGCAUCACUACCAACUACUUUAGCAAAGCAAGGCAAUUGGUUGCCACAAGGCGCGAUAAUAUUCCUCACCCUCCCCGGACAUUCAUUGCUGCCUCCACCGCUAUCCAUCUCAAUUUUUCCCCUACUUGUACUGGGCUGAAAAUUGACGAGAUUUAUGCCAGGUUCUUUCCGACUUCUUGCAACGUGACACAAGGAAUGGAGAAGCAGGUCAUGGAUUGGGAGUUCCAAGAAGAUCACUAA
Molecule: messenger RNA, 2010 nt
Organism: Suillus fuscotomentosus
Lineage: Eukaryota; Fungi; Basidiomycota; Agaricomycetes; Boletales; Suillaceae
Exons: 4
Coding region: 1-2010 (669 amino acids)
Source: RefSeq, a predicted model, not a curated record